CGACUAGCUGAAAAGAUAUUUUUAUGAGCUUUUUAGUAACUGUUAGCUUUUAGUGACUGAAAAGAUCUUAAGAAGAAAAGGUGGUAGCUGUUUGGUAAAAAGUCGGCUGUUUGAUUUAGUCAUGUUUGGUAUACAACCUGUUAGGACAAAUUAAUACUAAAAGUCAUGGUCUUUUCUCAGAUGCUACUCCCCGUAGCAUCUCAAAAAAGAUCUUUUAUUUUUCGAGAAGCUCUUAAAAUUUGUCAUGCCAAACACACAACUAAAAGCUUUUAAAGACUUUUUAAACAAUACAAAAACUAGAAGGCAUUGACUUAUGUGUGCCAAACAUGCACAUAACAUACUCCAUAUCUGGAAUCAUCUCUCUCUGACAAUUGUGCAUUAAGAAUGUUAGAAUGGAACCUGACAAUGUGGAGUAUCGAGAGUUAACCCUUGUUGAUUCCCACUGCACAGAAAAUCCAUCCGAAAUUUUGAUCACGCUCUCUUUUCCUUCCAAUGUGCAAAAUAAGAUUGAUAUGUCCGAAGUGUGCAAGAUUGAAGCAAAUUUGUCAAAUGGUUGUGUAACCAUAAUAGGAGUCGAUAAAACCAACGGUACCUUCUUUGCAAAAGCUUUCAAGGUAUCACAAAACUUCAAAAGUCGCGGCUAUACAGUUGGAACGCAAAUAGGAAACAAGAUUCUUAUAACCAUAUACAAAAUACCUGUAGAAGCAAAAGAGGACGAGCAAAGGAAAGGCUACACAUACAAUCCAACCCAAUUAGCGCCAUCGGGCGAAAAAAAAUCUCUAUCAGAAAGCAUACAAACAUACCGCAACACCAGUUGUUCGAGUGAAGAAAAUAAAUGCACGAGCGGCAAAAGAGACGGUGUUGCAGAGAAGAUCAAAAGGAACAUAAGCAGGGAGGUUCUCAUUCUUGUUAUUACAAUGGUUGCAAUCGUGGCAUUAUCUUCAUUGCUCUUUAGCCAUGUGAAUCAGCCUAUCGUUUAAGUUGCACGCUCUUUUCCUCGGCCAUAUAUCACGUACCCAAUCACAUAUAUAUAUGCAAUUACUUGUACGAGGCCGAGUGACACCGUUUAAUCACUACAUGAUAGUGUGUAAAUUGUAAUCUACUGUCUUAUUUACUCUUGUCAAUAAAUGUAUAAAUAAAUAAAACAAAUUUCAGAAAUGGU
Molecule: messenger RNA, 1162 nt
Organism: Cuscuta epithymum
Lineage: Eukaryota; Viridiplantae; Streptophyta; Magnoliopsida; Solanales; Convolvulaceae
Source: the annotation of a GenBank genome assembly